Klebsormidium nitens is the source of this 1654-nucleotide messenger RNA. The record is from the annotation of a GenBank genome assembly. NCBI's taxonomy places the organism in Eukaryota, Viridiplantae, Streptophyta, Klebsormidiophyceae, Klebsormidiales, Klebsormidiaceae.
AAUUCGUUCGUUCAUGGCGAAUAACUUUCUUUUAGGGUUUUGUAUUCUUUGACGUCAGCGCUCUUUGACGAAAUUUCAAACUGUGGCGCCAGCCAGCUCCAGCGGCAAGAGAUACAGAAAAGCGCCUGUAGCCUGCCUGUAGGAUGCAGAGAAGCACCUUGCCAGUGGGGGGAAGUGAGCGGCCUAGCACCAUUUAAUAGGAAAGUGGAGGAGCUUGAACGUGAAGUGUGGGGAAGUUGUAAAGUUGCAAAGAGCGAUAUACAAGAUGUACGUAUUUUGAGAUCGCGUUUUCUGAAAAGUCCUCGGUUGACAAGGAAUUUUGCACAUUUGUUCGGUGUUUCUUUGUAGGAGUCUUUGGAUAGGCUUUGGCAGAGCAUUCUAGUCUUUGCUCCUUCAACGGCCUUGAAGGGGAGUCUCGUAGAAGUCAUGGGGUCCCUCUUAGCCCAGCUGGGUAUGGAAAUUGAGAGGAAUGCAAAACACAAAACUCCCGAAAAUACCGUUGCAAAUAUCUUGACACAGGCAAUUGAUGCACUGAAGGAGGCCAGGGGAGCCCCCCCUGCCGGUAGCAAGCCAAGAGUUACUCUUCCUGUAGGAAGCCUAGAGUCUCUGGCUGCUGCACGGCCUGCCAACAAGCGAGUUUGGAAUUGCACAGCGUCGGAAGAGUGUCUGAAGGAGUGCGAAUAUGGCUGGGCCAUCUUGAAGCCAAUUGUGUGCGAGGAUCAUCAGGAGGAUGGAAUGGACAAAUACGUGGCAAAGAGAAGGUGUGGACAAGGUCGGGCAUGCCCUAAGCAGCCGACCUUUGGCUGGCAUGGGAAGAGUGCGGUCGCCUGCAAGGUUCACGCUGACCCGGACAUGGUCAACACCGUGAGCAAGCUUUGCGGGGCUGGGGAGAGGGAGCCCUGCGCCAAGCGCCCCACGUACGGCUGGCCAGGCACGAACAAAGCCCUCCGCUGUAAGGAGCACGCGGAGCCAGGGAUGCGGGAUGUGGCGCAUAGCUGGUGCAGUGAGCCGGGGUGCGACAAGCGGGGCAAGUACGUGUUCCCCAACCAGAGCUCAAUACGGGCGGCCAGGUGCGAGAAGCACGUGCUGCAAGGGAUGGAGGACUUCACAACCAAGCGGUGUACCGUCAGGGGGUGCAUGAACGUGCCAGAGUCGCUGCAGGUGGGGUCGAAGAGGCGGUGUCGGGAGCACGAGCAUGUACCAGAAGGCCGAGGGAAGAGGGUAAGGGAGGAGCGGGACGAGGACAUGCCGCUGCGGCCUGGGCCGGGGUCUUUUGUGGCCGCGAUGGGAGGCUUUGGGGGCGAGGUGAACCGGGUAGGGGGGCUCGAGGGGCACCUUCAAGUUGGGGGACAUGAGCAGCAGUUGCAUAACCUACAAAGGGUACAGUAGUAGUAAGAGAUUGACCGAGAACAUGGCAAGGCAGGUACACCAGUAGAGUCUAGAUAUGUAACUCUGUAGUAGUGUCAUGGAAUUAUCUUACCCUGUAUUUUGAUGUGUACAUCAGCGGAAAACGUUUCAGGCCUUACUAAAUGUUUCUAAGCUCUCUGAAAUUUUUUCGGGCUAUGAAAAGGUUCUCAUGCAAUUUCCUUUGACAACGAGACAUACAGACUAUUCAUAAGGUCUGUGGGCUUCAUGGUAACCAGGCUAAUCCGUC